AUGUCAACGACAACCAGUACCACGGAAUCGCGAGUGCACGACGCUGCACGGAGCCGUUUGGCUACGCUCACAGCUCACUUGCUUCCGUCUUCCACAACCACCGCCGAGGGACUCAUCCAGCCUCUCCAUCUUUUGGCUUCCUCCGGGAUCUCUCCGCCGCCGAAUGUUAAAGGGAGUCUCACCGUUGUUGAUGAACGGACCGGGAAGAAGUAUAGUAUUGAGGUCUCUCCCGAUGGCACCGUCAAAGCCAAUGAUUUCAAGAAGAUAUCAACAGGGAAGAAUGACAAGGGACUUAAGCUUUAUGACCCUGGAUAUUUAAACACUGCUCCUGUGCGUUCGACAAUUUCUUAUAUUGAUGGUGAUGAGGGAAUCCUUAGAUAUAGAGGAUACCCGAUUGAGGAGUUGGCUGAGAAAAGCACCUUUCCGGAAGUGGCAUAUCUCAUAUUGUAUGGAAACUUGCCUUCUGCACGUCAGUUACAGGAUUGGGAGUUUGCUGUAUCUCAGCAUUCAGCCGUACCUCAAGGAGUUUUGGACCUCAUACAAUCAAUGCCUCAAGAUGCACAUCCUAUGGGUGUUCUUGUUAACGCUCUAAGUGCUUUAUCUGUUUAUCAUCCUGAUGCAAAUCCUGCUCUCAGAGGUCUUGAUAUCUACAACUCAAAACAAGUACGAGACAAACAAAUAGUGCGGGUCAUUGGAAAGAUAACAACAAUUGCUGCUGCGAUUAAUCUUAGACUCGCAGGAAGGCCCCCUGUGCUUCCAUCCAACAAACUGUCUUACACAGAGAACUUCCUUUACAUGCUUGAUUCUCUUGGCAAUCCCUCAUAUAAACCUAAUCCUCGUCUAACUCGUGCACUGGACAUCAUCUUCAUCCUGCAUGCUGAGCAUGAAAUGAAUUGCUCUACAUCUACAGUACGUCACCUUGCAUCAAGUGGUGUUGAUGUAUACACUGCUAUUGCUGGUGGUGUUGGAGCUCUAUAUGGACCUCUUCAUGGUGGAGCUAAUGAGGCUGUCCUCAAAAUGCUGAGUGAAAUUGGAAAUGUUGAUAAUAUUCCAGAGUUCAUUGAUGGUGUUAAAGCAAGGAAACGAAAGAUGAGUGGUUUUGGACAUCGUGUGUACAAAAACUAUGAUCCUAGAGCAAAGGUCUUAAAGAAAUUGACAGAGGAAGUGUUUUCCAUUGUUGGCCGGGAUCCUCUGAUAGAGGUUGCUGUUGCCUUGGAGAAGGUUGCUCUGUCUGAUGAGUAUUUUAUCAAGAGGAAGCUAUAUCCAAAUGUUGACUUCUACUCUGGAUUAAUAUAUCGGGCUAUGGGAUUUCCACCCGAAUUUUUCACUAUUUUAUUUGCUAUCCCUCGUAUGGCUGGAUACUUAUCACAUUGGCGGGAGUCCUUGGAUGAUCCUGAUACAAAGAUUAUGAGACCUCAACAGGUAUAUGUUGGAGAAUGGCUGCGACAUUAUGCACCAAGCAAGGAAAGAUCUGUGUCAACUGACAGUAAUACGGACAAGCUUGGUCAGUUAUCUGUAUCGAAUGCGUCAAAGAGGCGACUAGCUGGAUCUGGGAUUUAA
Molecule: messenger RNA, 1560 nt
Organism: Lathyrus sativus (Indian pea)
Lineage: Eukaryota; Viridiplantae; Streptophyta; Magnoliopsida; Fabales; Fabaceae
Source: the annotation of a GenBank genome assembly